UAAAAAGUGAAUAACUUGCAAUUCUAUUAGAUUUUCCACCUUUAAUAGCGUUUAAAAGUACCUCUAACUAUUCAUCAUGAAGGUGAAACAGUCGAAGAAAAAGGAAGACUUUCAGAACAUGUCCCUGGAUAACUUUCUGGACAACAUGGAUGUGGACGUGGGAGAUGAUGAACCAGAAGAAAAGCGUAAGACUAAAAUGAAAUCGAAUGGUGUUGCAAAAGCGAAACACAUGCCGCACGCAAAUGGUAAUACUUUAAAUACAAAAACCAGCAAGAAACAAACGGCUAAACUAGCGAUGGCAGCGAAAUCUGCAUCACCAGAAACAGGACCGGUCAAAAAGAAGAUAAAUGGAGCCAAACCGCCGCUCAAUGGAAAGGAACAAAAAUCUACGGUGGUAGAAAUGGUUCCAAAGGGCGAGAUCAAUGGAAAAGCAAAGAAACAGAAGCGCCAAGCGACUGAGGUGAUGGAUGUGAAAAAUAGUCAAAGUUCUGUUGACUCUCUAGCGCGCCCGGCGUCUAAAGGAGAUGCGACGAAAAAGAGUAAAGAAAAUGCGGCAAAAAAGUCCAAAGACAAGCCAAUUGGAAAGGAAAAAAAGCUUGAACAACAGGAUGAUUCUCCGGAACCAAAACGGUUGGCAAAAGACAAGAAAAAGAAAGGAAAAUUAUCGCCAAAAAAAGACUCCGACGAUGAAGCAAACUCAGAUUGUGAGUCCACCAUGAAAGAGGUAGAACAAGAGCAUCAACAGGCCCUGGCUAGACUCGAGACUACUGAUCCAGAAUUGUUCGCAUUCUUGAAAAAGAAUGAUGAAAAACUAUUAAAGUUCGGAGAGUUAAGCGAUUCUGAGUUCGACGAUACCGACGACGAACUUGACGCAAACGAAGAAGAAGAGGGUAGCAUCCACGAGCUACCAAGCAAACUAGAAGUGGCCAGCGAUGAGAGUGAUUUUGAUCCAGAUGAGGAUGAUGACGAAGAACAGGAUGGUAGUGAUGGCGAUGAUGCUGAGGAGAAUGAUGAUGACGAGAAAGAAGACGUUGAAGACGACGACAGCACACCCGGCAAGAAGGUGACGUUCAAAAUGCUGCGAUCUUGGACGAACGAUUUAACCAACAUGCCCGUGAAACACGUUAAGGGCAUACGGAGCAUUUGCAAAGCCUUUAAUUCGGCACUCUAUUCGGUUACAGGAGAUAAAAGUGUAAUUCCUGCAUAUCGCGUUCAAGGUUCAGCUAUCUUCAACGGUAUCGUGCAAACGUGCGUCCUGCAUCUCGGGUCGGCCGUUCGAAGUUUCCUCGCGAUGAAUGAUAAAAGGCAGUUCAAGGAUCUGAAGAAUGACAGACGUUUCAAGAAGAUAAGGUCCUGUAUCCGGACGUACUUGAUCGAUCUGACCAAUUUGCUUGAGAACGUGUCCUCGCCUCACAUCAUGUCGGUGCUGCUGAAGCAUCUGCACCAGUUUUCGUCCAUCUUGGUGUGCUACCAAACCAUCACGAAACCGAUGCUGAAACGUCUGAUCGUUAUUUGGAGCAGAUCGGAGGAGGAAACGAUUCGCGUCCUGGCGUUCAUGUGCAUUCUGAAGAUAACGCACGCCCAACAGUCACAUUUCCUGAGUAACGUCCUAAAGGCGAUGUAUUUGGCGUACGUUAAAAACAGCAAGUUUGUAUCCCCGAACACCUUGCCCAACAUCAACUUCAUGCGGCGCUCGCUUGCGGAGCUGUUCUUGCUUAACUUCAAUCUCUCCUACCAGCACAUGUUUCUGUACAUCCGCCAGCUAGCGAUCCAUCUGCGAAAUGCCGUAAUUCUGCAGAAGAAGGACAGCUACCAGUACAUCUACAACUGGCAGUACAUCAAUUCACUGAAACUAUGGGGCGAUAUCCUUGGAGCAGCUCAUGCACAUGGUGGCGCGCUCGAGCCGUUGAUCUAUCCGUUCGUUUCGAUCACGAUCGGUGUCAUGAAGCUGAUUCCCUCAGCGCAGUACUUCCCGCUGCGCUUCCACUGUUGUCGCAUCCUUAUACAAUUGAAUGCCAAGACUAACAUCUUUAUUCCGGUGCUACCGUUCCUGGUGGAGGUAUUGCGAUCGAACAGCUUCAACGAAGAUCACAAAAAGCUGUCAAUGCGACCCGUCAAUCUUACGUGCUUGUUGCGGUUUUCACCGGCCAACAUCCAGGAGAAUGCAUUUAAAGACGCCGUGAUCGAUCAGAUUUAUGAGCUGGUGCUGGAGUUCGCAGCAAACGAGUCCGCAUCGGUUGCCUUCCCGGAGAUUGUGUUACCAAUCAUUUUGCAGCUCCGCCAUUACGCGAAGUCAACGAAACAGUACAAAUACUCGCGCAAGAUGAAGCAACUGAGCGACAAGCUGAUGGAGAAUUACGAAUUUAUGGAAAAGCGCCGCAUUAAAAUGAAUAUUCCGCUCAAGGAGGUGGAUCGUAUCCGCGCCUGGGAAGAGACGAUUCGCGUAGAGGGUACGCCUCUAGCGAAGUUCUACGCCACGGUGGCGAAGGAAACGGAAUCGGUCAAACGGCGACACGCUACGGAUUCGGAGAAGAUCAGCGAUUACCAUCUGCCGACGUUGAAGAAGCUACAGAAGAAGCCCGGGAAGAAACAGGACGGUCCAGUGACGCUGUUCCCAUCCGACGACGAGGGUGAGGAUGACGAUAACAUCGGGUUCGAUGACAUGGAGCAGGACGAUAGCGAUGUAGAAGACGACGAUGAAUCGGGCAUGGAAGAAGAUAGUGGCGAUGAAGAAAUGGAUUCUGAGGAUGAAGAAGAUGACGAGGAUGAGGAGGAAGAUGAGGAAGAGGAAGUACAGGUGUCGAAGAAGCGAAGUGCGAAGUCAGAUAAACAAAAGAAAAAAGCCCAACCAGAUAGCGAUGAAGAAUGUCCUCUAGAAGAUGGAAAAGAUUCAGAACAGGUAGACAUUGUAAAGGAUUUGAAGUUGGACGAUUGGGACGAUUAGAGGA
Anopheles nili is the source of this 2948-nucleotide messenger RNA. It is a transcript of the gene Noc2, whose product is annotated as nucleolar complex protein 2 homolog. The transcript has a single exon. Gene Ontology annotation, molecular function: transcription corepressor activity; histone binding. Gene Ontology annotation, cellular component: Noc2p-Noc3p complex; nucleolus; nucleoplasm. The record is from RefSeq and is a predicted model, not a curated record. NCBI's taxonomy places the organism in Eukaryota, Metazoa, Arthropoda, Insecta, Diptera, Culicidae. Gene Ontology annotation, biological process: negative regulation of transcription by RNA polymerase II; ribosomal large subunit biogenesis. The coding region runs from base 77 to 2944 and encodes 955 amino acids.